Messenger RNA from Penicillium taxi, 1344 nucleotides. Its product is annotated as CaiB/BaiF CoA transferase family protein. The record is from RefSeq and is a predicted model, not a curated record. Gene Ontology annotation, molecular function: catalytic activity. The coding region runs from base 1 to 1344 and encodes 447 amino acids. Lineage: Eukaryota; Fungi; Ascomycota; Eurotiomycetes; Eurotiales; Aspergillaceae. The transcript has 7 exons.
AUGAAUUUUUUGAGUGGCAGAGGAAUCCUUUUGGACGGCGCGCGUCGGCUUGUCCCUGUGCGCACUUCCUUGCAACGCACAUAUCCAUUCACCAAGGGACACACGGCGCAUUUCAGUUCUGCAAAAUUGCCCAAGCUCCCUCUUCACGGAAUUCGAGUUCUGGAUCUGUCUAGGGUUCUAGCUGGUCCAUAUUGUACCCAAAUACUGGGGGAUUUAGGGGCCGAAAUCGUCAAAAUCGAGCAUCCCACCCGAGGUGAUGAUACACGGGCAUGGGGCCCGCCGUAUGCUCCAUACCAAGACAAAUCUGGAGGCGAGAGUGCCUACUAUCUUGCCGCAAAUCGAAACAAGAAGUCUCUGGGACUCUCAUUCAAAGAACCCAAGGGUGUUGAAAUUCUGCAUAAGCUUGCCGCAGAAAGCGACGUGAUUGUGGAGAACUAUCUUCCUGGAACUUUGGCAAAGUACGGCUUAGAUUACAAAACUCUAUCAAAGCUCAACCCUCGAUUGAUUUAUGCAAGCAUUACGGGAUACGGCCAGACGGGCCCGUACAGCAAUCGUCCUGGCUUCGAUGUCAUGGUAGAAGCGGAAAUGGGAUUGAUGCAUAUCACGGGCAGUAGAAAUGGGCCACCUGUCAAGGUCGGUGUUGCCAUUACUGACCUUACAACGGGCAUGUAUGCUGCGAACAGCAUUCUUGCCGCUAUCAUUGAGCGAGCCAGUUCCAACGAAGGACAGUACUUGGACGUUUGUCUGAGUGACUGUCAGGUUGCGACCCUGAGCAACAUGGCUGAGUCGGUAUUAGUUACCGGUGAAAGAGAUACUGGGAGAUGGGGCACUGCGCAUCCAUCUGUCGUGCCUUACCGAGCUUUCAAGACAUCUGAUGGUGAUAUUUUGAUCGGAGGUGCAAACGAUCGACUCUUUGGUUUGCUCUGUAAUGGCCUAGGUCAUCCGGAGUGGGCAACAGACAGCCGCUUCGCCAACAACGCUUCCCGCGUUUUGAACCGAGAUGUCUUAGAGCCCAUGAUUGAAGGCGUUACUUCAAGUAAAUCCACAAAAGAAUGGCUGGGUCUCUUUGAGGGCACGGGCUUACCCUACGCCAAGGUCAACGAUCUCAAAGAUACCCUCACACAUGAGCACGUACUUGCAAGAAACAUGAUUGUUGAAGUUGAGCAUCCAGCCUGUGGCACACUUAAGCUGCUGAACAGUCCUGUGAAGUUCUCGCGGACACAGCCUACUAUUCGAUCACCACCGCCACUCCUUGGUCAACACACAGAUGAACUUUUGAAGCAUCGUCUUAGGCUGAAUGAGAAUGAGAUCAAGCAGUUGCGAGAGGGAGGAGUUGUGUCGUGA